AUGCACAACGACGCUGACUGCCUUUCUCGCAAUCCCGUGGAUCAACCGGACGACACCGAUGCUGACGUGGACAUGUGCACUCUAUCCCUAUCCGGCUUUCUCAACAUCGGCGACGAGCAACGACAGGACCCUGUUCUUCAGAACCUUAUGAACCGCCUGAGCUACGCGCCCCCCGACCCUUCUCUCCGGAUGUUCGCCUUGCGUGAUGGGAUUUUCUACCGCCGCAACGUUCAUUCCCGUGGCCCUGAGCUGCUACUAGUCGUUCCCAAGCAUCUGCGACUGGCCGUGCUCCAGGAACUUCACGACGCUCCUACGGCUGGACAUAUGGGCAUCACUCGUACUUACGGUCGCGUGCGGCGCCGCUUCUUCUGGCCCGGUCUCUAUCGCUCUGUGCGUCGCUAUGUUGCUUCUUGUGACCUGUGCCAGCGCCGGCAGACGCCUGCCUUGCCUCCCGCUGACGUGGCCAGAUACGCGCGCAGGUGUGGCUACGUGGCCGCGGUGGUCAACUGCGAAGAAAUUUGCAAGACGAGCGUUACGGUACAAACACCACUCACCGAGACGGCCGAGGAGGUGGCCAUCGCCAUCGCGGUGGCCACCACAGAGGCAGAGAUAGUUAUUAGCGACUCGCAAGCGGCGAUACGUAACUGUGCUAACAGCCGGGUCUCCCCAGAGGCGCUGUGA
Messenger RNA from Rhipicephalus sanguineus (brown dog tick), 681 nucleotides. RefSeq lists its product as uncharacterized. Lineage: Eukaryota; Metazoa; Arthropoda; Arachnida; Ixodida; Ixodidae. The transcript is spliced from 2 exons. The coding region runs from base 1 to 681 and encodes 226 amino acids. The record is from RefSeq and is a predicted model, not a curated record.